This is a messenger RNA of Loxodonta africana (African savanna elephant), 1137 nucleotides long. RefSeq names its product olfactory receptor 7G2-like. The record is from RefSeq and is a predicted model, not a curated record. Gene Ontology annotation, molecular function: olfactory receptor activity; G protein-coupled receptor activity. NCBI's taxonomy places the organism in Eukaryota, Metazoa, Chordata, Mammalia, Proboscidea, Elephantidae. Gene Ontology annotation, biological process: G protein-coupled receptor signaling pathway. Gene Ontology annotation, cellular component: plasma membrane.
UUUAGCAUACAUCAAAAUACAUGGAAGUCUUGUUGAAAUAAAAACGGCUGAACUUCAUCCCAGAGUUUAUCAUCAGUAAGUCCAGAGUGAGUUUGAAAAACUUAUAUUUCUAAAAAGAUCCCAGGUGAUGCUCUUGCUGGGCAUCCAGGAGCCACACAUUUGAUUAUCUGUCAUCCCAUCUUUUCCAUCAAAUUCACCAACAAUAUGGAACCUAGAAACCAAACAGAUGUUUCAGAAUUUCUUCUUCUGGGACUUACAGAGGAUCCAGAACUGCAGCCUGUCUUAUUCAGUUUGUUUCUAUCUAUGUACCUGGCCACCCUCCUGGGAAACCUACUCAUUGUCCUGGUUGUCAUCUCUGACUCCCACCUCCACAACCCCAUGUACUUCUUUCUUUCCAAUCUCCUUCGUGAUAUCUGUUUCAGCACAACCACAAUCCCGAACAUGCUGGUGAACAUCCAAGCACAGAAUCAAAUCAUCACUUAUGCAGGCUGCCUGACCCAGGUCUGUUUUGUAAUGAUAUUUACUGGUUUGGAAAAUUGUCUCCUUGCAGUAAUGGCCUAUGACCGCUAUGUGGCCAUCUGCCACCCACUGAGGUACACCAUCAUCAUGAACCUCCACUGCUGUGGCCUGCUCUCCCUACUCUCCUUACUAACUAGCAUUGUGAAUGCCCUACUUCACAGUCUGUUGGUGCUGCAUUUGUCCUUCUGCAUAGACCUGGAAAUCCCUCAUUUCUUCUGUGAACUUGCUCAGAUUCUCAAGCUCGCCUGUUCUGAUACCCGCAUCAAUUACAUCCUAGUGUAUUUUGUGGCUACUGUAUGGGGUGGUGUUCCUCUCUCUGGAAUCAUUUUCUCUUACACUCGGAUUUUCUCCUCUGUUUUGAGAAUGCCAUCAGUGGGUGCAAAAUAUAAAGCUUUUUCCACCUGCGGGUCUCACCUUUCAGUUGUGUCCUUAUUCUAUGGAACAAUCUUUGGUGUGUACAUCAGUUCUGCAUUUACACAUUCUCCCAGGAAGAUAGCAGUAGCUUCAGUGAUGUACAGUGUGGUCCCUCAAAUGAUGAAUCCCUUUAUCUACAGCCUGAGGAACAGAGACAUAAGGGGACCCUUGAGGACAUUCAUCAGUAGAAUACUGUCAUUUUAG